Molecule: messenger RNA, 1424 nt
Organism: Ceraceosorus guamensis
Lineage: Eukaryota; Fungi; Basidiomycota; Exobasidiomycetes; Ceraceosorales; Ceraceosoraceae
Product: Clavaminate synthase-like protein
Exons: 4
Coding region: 136-1341 (401 amino acids)
Source: RefSeq, a predicted model, not a curated record
CUCACGCAGGCAACAGUCUGGCUCACUGAGGUAAAUCUUGCCCUUUGCUCCUCAAGAUCCUCAAGUCUUUCUUGUCAACAUUCACGAUUGUUGUCAGCCGAUUACUUCAGCCAAUUGUCAUCGACAUCCACAAUCAUGGCACCUGUUGCAGAGCUCAGCAGCGCCAUUGCGCACACUACAGCAAGCGGCGCAGCGCCAAAGAAGCCGAAUUGGUUCUCGACCGGCUCGCUCGAGACGCAUGAUGAUGGUUCUCACAUUCUGCACUGGUCAGACUGGAGCGCUGGCAGCAGUAGCUCCAGCAGCAGUGCAGCAACAAGCGAAAGCAGGAGGGAGGUGUUCCUGGCAUCUCUGAGACGGUGCAUGACCAGCACUGGUUUCUUCUACCUCGACGGCUCUCCCCUCGAGUCGCUCAGGGAAGAGCUUUUCCGCGUAACGGCAGCCGUCUUCGCGUCGCCCGAAUCAGAACGGAGUCAGAUCCUCAUGGUGGACUCGCCGCACUUUAGGGGCUACUCUCCCCUGUAUGAGGAGCAAACGCAGGGCAAAGCGGAUCAGAGAGACCAGAUCGACUAUGGACCUCAGGUUGAAGGUAGACCCAAGGCGGAGUUUGCGCCUCAUCGCCUGUUGGGCCCCAAUCAGUUCCUCCCAGACCACGUCCUUCCUGGCCAUCAGUCCGUCAUCCUGCAGUACACGAGGAGAGCUCAAGAGCUGUCCGAUCAGCUCACAACCGCUCUCGAGCUUGCCCUCGGAGCGCCACAGAAUGCUCUGCACCAGUUCAUGAAGAGCGAGCAGGACGAUUCGUACUUCAGAAUGAAGACCAUCAGGUAUCCAAAUGCCCGAGGCGGCGGUGAUCAGGGAGUAGGAGCGCACAAAGACGGAGGCUGGUUAACUCUGCUCGCCACGAUGCCAGCCAAAGGACUGCAAGUCCAACUAGCAUCGGGAGACUGGGUGGACGUGCCGCACAGGACUGGCGCAAUCAUCGUGAAUGCCGGUCAACAGAUCGAGCGAGUGACGCGAGGGCUUCUAGUAGCAGCGACCCAUCGCGUCUUCGCAGAUCCCACCGUGGGCGAACGCCUCUCGGCUCCCUUCUUCAGCAUGCCCGCGCUAUCCAAAGUAGUACGACCGCUACCUCUAGACUCGCUCUCUCCUCAGUUCAGAGCCGCUUUCGAAGCUGCCAAAGCAGCCAGAGGCGGCGACGACGUCAAGAGCGACGUCCCACGAGGAGAUUUGUGGGGUGGCGAAGAGGAGCCGUUCGGUGAGCUCGCUUGGCGAGGCAUUACGCGAAGUCAUUCUCAAGUCGUGGAUCGAUGGCAUCGAGACGUAGUUCCUCCUACUGCAUCUUAGUCGCCCACGUCUCUCAUCUGUAACAACACUGGUAACACGUCGGGCUUGCAAUUUGAUGCGGACUGCCUUGUCGAAGACAUUGU